Brassica oleracea var. oleracea is the source of this 429-nucleotide messenger RNA. Its product is annotated as protein DOWNSTREAM OF FLC-like. The transcript has 2 exons. The coding region runs from base 1 to 429 and encodes 142 amino acids. The record is from RefSeq and is a predicted model, not a curated record. Lineage: Eukaryota; Viridiplantae; Streptophyta; Magnoliopsida; Brassicales; Brassicaceae.
AUGGCUAGAUCAUAUACACCUCUGCUCGCCGUGAUGUGUGUUUUGCUACUGCCACUUGCGGCCAUGGCGGCUGGAACACCAUUUCAUAUAGAAGGAUGUGUUUACUGCGACACUUGCCGCUUUGGAUUUGAGACAAUCCUCACCAAAUAUAUCACCGGGGCAAAAGUGAAAAUAGUGUGCAAAGACAGUGUGACAUUGAAAUCGGAGGUUGUCGGUGAGGCGGUGACAGGACGCCGAGGAAGAUACAGAGUUGCCGUCAAAGGAGACCGACAGGACCAGCAAUGUCUGGCGGUGCUCGUCAAUAGUCCUAUCUCCAACUGCCAAUUCCCUGAUCCUGGUCGCAACACUGCCACCGUAAUCCUCACACGUUCUAACGGUAUCGCCUCUACUCGCCACUUCGCCAAUGCCAUGGGCUUCUUCCGGGACUAA